AUGGCGGCGGGCGCGGGACUGUGCGACGUGAAGCGCGUGCUGAUGGCGGUUGGCGGCCUGUGUCGCGAGCGCGGCCUGACUCACAGCGCCCCGUCAUUCAUUCAUUCUGCAGUUCCUGAUGGUGGAAAGGUUUUUUUUCCAAAUGAAGUGUGUCCUGAUCCUUCAGUUGUCUACGGGGCUUCCGAGCUGGCCUUCUCGUUGGAUCCUCUCCCGAAGGACGAGCUGCCUCCUGUCCCUCCGUUAACUGAGGAAGACCUUGCAGAUCUGGACGCCUACACCUUGGCCAAGUCGUACUUUGAUUUGAAGGAGUAUGACCGUGCAGCGUAUUUCCUCAAGGGCUGUCAGAGCCAGAAGGCUUACUUCCUCUACAUGUACUCCAGAUAUCUGUCUGGAGAAAAGAAGAAAGACGAUGAAACCGUGGACAGUUUAGGCCCUUUGGAGAAAGGACAAGUGAAGAACGAGUCUCUGAGGGAACUGCGAGUGGAGCUGAGCAAAAAGCACAAAGCCCGGGAACUGGAUGGGUUUGGACUUUAUCUGUAUGGAGUAGUCCUACGAAAGCUUGACCUGAUCAAAGAGGCCAUUGAUGUGUUUGUGGAGGCGACCCACAGCCUGCCACUUCACUGGGGAGCCUGGCUCGAACUGUGCAACCUCAUCACUGACAAGGAGAUGCUCAAGCCCAUGGUUCUGCCCAGUACAUGGAUGAAAGAAUUCUUCCUGGCUCACAUAUACACAGAGCUGCAGUUAAUUGAAGAGGCUCUUCAGAAAUACCAAAACCUGAUUGAUGCUGGGUUUUCCAAAAGCACCUACAUCAUCUCUCAAAUAGCAGUGGCUUAUCACAACGUGAGAGACAUUGAUAGAGCUUUAACUCUUUUCAAUGAGUUACGGAUUCAAGAUCCAUAUAGAAUAGAGAACAUGGACACUUUAUCCAAUCUCCUGUAUGUUCGGAACAUGAAGCCUGAGCUGAGCUACCUGGCUCACAACCUGUGUGAGAUCGACAAGUACCGAGUGGAAACCUGCUGCGUGAUCGGGAACUACUACAGUUUACGGUCUCAACACGAGAAAGCAGCCUUGUACUUCCAACGGGCACUGAAGCUAAAUCCUCGAUACCUUGGUGCCUGGACUCUGAUGGGGCACGAGUACAUGGAAAUGAAGAACAUUUCUGCUGCUAUUCAAGCCUACAGACAUGCCAUUGAGGUGAACAAAAGAGAUUACAGGGCUUGGUACGGACUGGGGCAGACCUAUGAAAUCCUCAAGAUGCCAUUUUACUGUUUAUAUUAUUACAGACGGGCUCAUCAGCUGAGACCCAACGACUCCCGUAUGCUCAUUGCUUUGGGUGAAUGUUAUGAAAAGCUGAGCCAGCUAGCAGAAGCCAAGAAGUGUUACUGGAGGGCUUUUUCUGUUGGUGAUGUGGAGAAAAUGGCUUUGGUGAAACUAGCAAAAAUUCAUGAACAGAUGGGUGAAUCGGAUCAAGCAGCUCAGUGCUACAUCAAAUAUGUCCAAGACAUCUGUGACUGUGGGGAGAUUCUGGAGCAUCAUGAAAUGAGCACUGCAUUCCGGGCCUUAGCUCAGUAUUACUUCAAAUGUAAACGGUGGGACGAGUCAUCUGUCUGUGCGCAGAAAUGUUGCGAUUACAAUGAUACACGAGAGGAAGGGAAAGCUCUGCUCAGACAGAUUUCACAGCUACGGAACCAGGGUGAAGCUUCACCAACAACUGUACCCGCUGAGUCAAGGACAUUUGUCCCUGGUGUUAACACCCCCUCUGCAAAAGUACCCCCACUCAAUCUUUCCUCCAUCACGCCGUAGAACUACAGUGGAGGCACAACUAUCACAGUCAGCGUUUGGAAUGAAUUUACUGUUGGCAAUUGAAUCUACACUGUUCUACUUGAAAAAUAUACUUCUUCACUUCAAAAUACAGAGCUUCAACGCAUUUCAGACUUUGUAUCCAUGAAUAUCGAUGGGAAAUUAAAGAUGUUUGUCUUUUUAAUGAGAACAUUUCCAUCAAACCUCCACAGAUUUUGGACUGUGGCACAAUUUGAUCUGCCAGCAACAUGUGGUGGUACUUUGAACAUGAAGUGUCAAUGCCAAAAGAAUAAAGCAGAUAUGUAUGUUUCUAGAAAUGAAUGCACACGGACACUGGAAGAAACAUCAAAGACACCUGCUCUUUGUAGCAACUUUCUUGUAAAAUGCAAUCACCAUUAAAAUGUCAACAGAAGAACAGGGAAGAGUUACUUUCUGCUUGUGGAGUGAAAAAUAAAUCUACUUUAACGC
Molecule: messenger RNA, 2268 nt
Organism: Leucoraja erinaceus (little skate)
Lineage: Eukaryota; Metazoa; Chordata; Chondrichthyes; Rajiformes; Rajidae
Gene: cdc23
Product: CDC23 (cell division cycle 23, yeast, homolog)
Exons: 17
Coding region: 1-1803 (600 amino acids)
Biological process (GO): cell division
Cellular component (GO): anaphase-promoting complex
Molecular function (GO): protein binding
Source: RefSeq, a predicted model, not a curated record